UGAGAGAACGCAGGUCCCGGGACACUGGUGUGUGAGAAACUAUUGCUAGCACGGAGGAAGCCCGGUCCCCAGGCCAUGGGGGCACAGCUGAUGCUGCCACCCGGAGAGCCCUGCCACGAAGGGUAUGUGCUGUCUCUGGUCUGCUCGAACUUUUCGCAGGCUUCGUGUGAGAUCACAAACGUGUCACGGCCGCUGGCUUAUCCUGUUGUCUACACCAACCCGAAUUCCUCCAUAACCAACUUCAGCAUUUCAGCUAGUGUAGAAAACAAAUACAGUCUGUAUGUGGGCUUGGUAUUGGCCAUAAGCUCCAGCCUUUUCAUUGGCUCGAGUUUCAUACUCAAGAAGAAGGGUCUCUUGCAACUGGCCGACAAGGGCGUUACCAGAGCAGGGCAAGGUGGACAUUCUUACCUCAAGGAAUGGCUGUGGUGGGCAGGACUGCUGUCAAUGGGGGCUGGAGAGGCUGCGAACUUCGCCGCUUAUGCCUUUGCACCUGCCACCUUGGUCACCCCGCUGGGGGCUCUGAGCGUUCUCAUAAGUGCAAUAUUGUCUUCCUAUUUCUUAAAUGAGCACUUGAACAUUCACGGGAAAAUCGGCUGCAUAUUGAGCCUACUGGGGUCAACUGUGAUGGUGAUCCAUGCCCCGCAGGAGGGGGAAGUCAGGUCUCUGCAUGAAAUGGAAAUGAAAUUGAGAGAUCCAGGGUUCAUUUCCUUUGCUGUGAUCGUCUCUGUGAUCGCAUUGGUGCUGAUUUUGAUUGUGGCCCCAAAGAAAGGACAGACGAAUAUACUGGUCUAUAUCGCCAUCUGUUCUUUGAUCGGAGCGUUUUCGGUUUCUUCGGUCAAAGGCUUGGGAAUCGCCAUUAAGGAGCUGCUGGAAAAGAAGCCUGUGUACAAGGAUCCCCUGGUCUUCAUCCUGUUGGCUGUGCUUGCACUUUCAGUAACAACCCAGAUUAACUAUCUCAACAAGGCCCUGGACACUUUCAACACAUCUCUGGUGACUCCCAUCUAUUACGUCUUCUUCACAUCCAUGGUGGUGACCUGUUCCGCCAUCUUGUUCCAGGAGUGGUAUGGCAUGAAAGCUGGAGAUGUCAUCGGUACCUUGAGUGGGUUCUUCACCAUCAUCAAUGGCAUCUUCCUUCUACACGCUUUUAAAAACACCAACAUCACCUGGAGUGAGCUCACAUCUACUGCUAAGAAAGAAGUCCUUUCUCCAAAUGGUAAUCAGAGUGGUUAUGUUUUACUGGAGAAUUCAGACUUCUCAGCCUCUAGGUUUGAUGACGACAUCACCCUGUUUAGCAGGACUGAUGACCAAAGUAACCAUAAACUUUGAAUUUCAACCAAGACAUCCAAAACAAUACUUAUUCUUGGAAGGUCUAUUUGUAUGUCAGCAUGUAUAACACUGUACAAAUCUUCUGGAUGGGAGACCAAGCAAAAAGCCUUUGCUCUGCAGAGCCUCCAAAUUUGAAAAUCAAGUUUAAUCUUCUACUAGAAGAUCUGUAUCUUUCUUUUAUUUUUCAAAACCACCGAAAUAGUCCCUGAGCUCAACAGAAGUCAAAGACGUACAUUUGUCUCAGAAUAAAUCUUCUGGUCAAUAGAUUUGGCACUGCCAGGUGGCACUUCAUCCCUGCCUGGUCUUGGACACAGGGUGACUCACAUAUCUGUUAACUGUCUUCUGACUGAGCAGAGUCUCGGACGCCAUUUGUCCGAUGAGUCAUAAUCUCAAGCUAUUAAAACUAAGAAAUGGGAACACUGGUCUACUGACCUCUGGUCUGCAAUGCCUUCUUUCUAAACUACACAGCAGAUAGGCAAAAAUGUUAAAGAGCAUACUGGACUAACGUGUUUAUGACACAUAUUUUUUUCUUUUUCCCAAACACACACAUGAUUAUGUCAGAGAAUCUAUUAACACAGACCUGGAUAAUGUAAGCAAAACAUGUUUCACUUGGAAAUCACAAAUGACUCACAACAGUCAUUUUUGUUCCUUUUGUUUGUUUGUUUGAUUUUUGUUUUUGUUUUGUUUUGGAGGUGGGAUGUUUUCCAUCGGCUUGCUUUCUUGUUUAUUUUUCAGACAUGUUCUUGCUACGUGACCCAGGCUGGCCUCAAGUUCAGCACUUCUUUGCUCCCGAGUGCCUGGGUUAAAGGUGUAUACCACCAUGCCAGCUUCUUUUUGAAAAACUACUAUUCCAUAGAUUUCUUCUUGCUAACACAGAGGUUUUGUAGAAACAAUCACUACACAAUGUGAAGUUCAUAGCAUGCUUCUAUUUUUCUCCAUGGUCUCUUAUCCCUAAAAGAUGGUGACCUGUUCAGCCAUCUUGUUCCAUCCACAACUGAGAACAACAAGCAGAUUCAUUGUACGAUCUUAAUGUUCUUUUAAAACUUGCCAUGCCUUUUUCUUUCCUUUUGAAUUCCUCAUGACCACACUUUCCAAUUCAGAUCAUAGAGGGAAAUUCCUUAAAAAAAAAAAAGUCUGAAGGCAUGCUACAGGAAGACUCUUUUGCUCGUUAAAACUUUGCAUUUGAUUUCUCUGACGCAUUCUCAACUUGUGCUCUUAGACUCUUCAGCAAGAGUAAUUGUUGAGUGCAGUUAACUGUGCUGUGUGUUUGGGAGAGCUGAUAAUCCGUGGGCAUCCCAUGAAUUGAUACCUCAAGGCAAAUGCAUGUUUACUUUCUGCCACUGAUUCACUUUGGGUAGCAGAUAUAGAAGCUGUGAAUACACGUUUGUAGAAAAUUAUCCUUUGAAAGGGUAGUAGGUUGGAAAGCUGUACAAAUUAUUUUGCCAGUUUCCCUUGUUGCUUUGAUAACCCCACUGGGUUCCCCCAGGGUAUCUUCUUGGAGAGGAUAUCACUCCUCUCUCUUGACACCUUUCCUUGGGUGUGUGGCCAUUCUCCGUUCUAGCGGUCUUAACUUUCAGACAUGUAUUAAAUGUCACUUGACACGUUAACUGUCAAGUCUUGCUCUUGGGACAUUGUGCACAGGUCAGAGAUUCCUGAAACAUAAGAAUCGAUAUGUCCUGAGUUAGAAAAUGAACUGGUGUUGACAUAUAUGCCCAGGAGAAAGACUGAGAGAUUACAUCAGUUGUCAUAUAUGGAGAAACAAUUAAAAAAAAGGCAAAUAUUUUCAAAUCUUUGGAAAGAGUGCUGAUGAGCAUAUACAUUUAAAAAAUUAAAAUGUUCCUAUAAAUCUAAUACCACAGCUGAAUCUUUCUUGAAGAGGAAGAUACUGCUUAAGGAAGAAUAAACUAUUGUGUCCCUCUAUGACAUUCCAAACUGUUCAUCUCUUAACCAUGUGCAUUUGGAUGUGUAUCCUUGUCAUUGUAUAGACAUGUGAGUGUUUUUUUGUGUGGAUAUCAAUGUAUAUGUAAAGAAAAUGGUCUUGUCUUUUGAAUUAUAGCUUCACCAUUAGGUCAAUGGUUAAUUGGUUUUUGCCCGGAGUAAAAGAUAUUCAUAAAAUUCAAACAUUGGAUUAAAUUAACACAUUUCUUUUUUAAAAAAGGAAGAAAAUACUAAUCCACAUGAAUGGGAAGCUUCUUAUAUUGUGCCCAGUAAAUAAUAGGCACUUCACUAAAGUUGAUUCUCAUUGAGCCGGACUCCUAAUCCUCGUUCUCUUUACCUGAGAGAGGAGGGCCGCUGAGCACACGUUUGUGUGAAUUCUUCAGUUUCAGACACAUUCAAUUUAGACAACCCAAGUGAAGGCGAAUUCAUCAUUGUCCACUCUCAAUGCUAUUACAGAACCAUUCCAACAAAAACAUUUUCCUUAGAGGGGGAAAUGUAGCUCAGUGCUCCCUCAGAGCACACAGGCACUGGGUUUGAUCCUCAACACGAGGGGGCAAAUAAUAAAAACCAGUGGAACCAAACUAAAUGUCACCUUCACCUUUGAAAGCCUUGGAGGUGGCAGGGGUGAGUCUGGGUGGGAGGGAUCCUGUGAAUGUGUUGAAUGUUCUCAAAUA
This is a messenger RNA of Apodemus sylvaticus (European woodmouse), 3938 nucleotides long. RefSeq names its product NIPA like domain containing 1 (gene Nipal1). Gene Ontology annotation, cellular component: membrane. The record is from RefSeq and is a predicted model, not a curated record. Lineage: Eukaryota; Metazoa; Chordata; Mammalia; Rodentia; Muridae. Gene Ontology annotation, biological process: magnesium ion transport. Gene Ontology annotation, molecular function: magnesium ion transmembrane transporter activity. The coding region runs from base 76 to 1326 and encodes 416 amino acids. The transcript is spliced from 6 exons.